Messenger RNA from Umbelopsis ramanniana AG, 1465 nucleotides. RefSeq lists its product as uncharacterized. The transcript is spliced from 2 exons. The record is from RefSeq and is a predicted model, not a curated record. NCBI's taxonomy places the organism in Eukaryota, Fungi, Mucoromycota, Umbelopsidomycetes, Umbelopsidales, Umbelopsidaceae. Bases 82 to 1254 code for a protein of 390 amino acids.
CUUUCUUUUUUUUUUUUUCAUUUCUUCUCAUCCUCCAUUGCAAAACUCUUGCCUACUCCCGUCCGGCGACAUUUCACAUUAAUGCAGUGGUGGCCAUUGUCAUCCAAACACUCCACCAAUGGUGAGAGAUCAUCCAAUGUCAGCUAUUCUCGUAUAACGCCCUCCCAUACGGUUGUGCGACCCAAUAAGAGGUGCUGCUGGCUAUUCACCAAAGCUAUCCUUACCACUCUUGUGAGCAUACUGUUCUUUUAUGUGGUCCUCUUCCGCACAGAGUUCAAUGCUCGUGUCUACAUCCGCGACUGGGUUUACCAAAAAGAGGUAGAAAAAGUCUUGCCGCUGUCCAGUUGUCUUGAUUUACCCUCCGAUAGUCAAUACCUUCGUGGUUAUAGUCAUGUCAAUGAGAUCACUCCAGGAGUGCCUUUGGUCGAUGCGUUUACAUGCUAUGACUUUGCGGCGACUAUCUCAGCACGACAUGUGGCCAAGAGCAGCCAUAUCAUCUACCAUACAUUUAUCGAUAAUUCCAAGCCGGUGGACGAAACGGUGUACGAAGCUAUGCGAUCGUUUUUCGCCACCCAAGACGAUGGCAGCCUUUACCUUUGGACACGUAGCUUGAAAUUAAUGUCCGAUCCUCAUAUACAAAGUAUCCAAGAUAUCGGUGGAGAAAGAGUGCAAGUUUUAUUAUACGAACCGAAUGAUCUUUCACUUGGUACGCCUGUUCAUGGAUUGACGAGCAGCUUAGACGUGAGCGACCAAAAGAUGAAUGCCAUGCGACUGCUUAUUCUGUAUCGAUACGGAGGACUUUGGUUCGAUAGUACUGGAGUGUUUGUUCGUGAUAUGAGUCCUCUCUUUGAACAUGAGUGGAUCUCACAGGGUCAUUGCGCCGAUGGCAAUGGGUUUGAUCCUUCGUUCAUGCGGUUCCGCAGCCGCUCCCCUUACGUAUGUGAACUGCUUUCCGAACUACAACAACAGCAGCCCACCGACCCCUCCAAAAGUCCCCAAGAAGUGUAUACACGAAUUCACCGCCGACUUCUUCAACAUGCCAUACGGCCUUGGGCUAGGUUACCAUGGUGCUUUACGGAUCCCAAAGCAUGUACUUCCAAAAUAGCUCUGCCGUCUGCGUUUGAUUCCAAGGCCGAAGCCAAGUACCGGAUUUCUCAGAUUUUUGCCAUCAACUCACCACAAGGAUGGGAUAGAAAGACAGAGUGGAUCUUUCAAUAUUUGCAGGGCAAAUAUAGAGACGCUUUGGGGGCGUAGGUCAAAUUAGCUUAUUGUGUGUGUGUGUGUUUUUUUUUCUAUACUUUCCGUCCAUCGAUGCGUAAUGUAAUAAUGCGAUACCCCAUAUUUUGUGUUCAGACCGUAACAAUUACGAAAGAAAAAGAUCUUCUUCGUUACAUUUUUUAUAUUACAGGGAUUUUUUGUGGUGCAUUGAAAAUAUUGGUGGUUGGAAGUUGUUUUUCCAGAAAAC